GUCGUGGACCACCAGCUUGACAUUCCCAAACGCACUGGCCUGAUACUCGGUGAACACAGGACGCGCGACCGUGCUGGCCGCAUUCAGCAACAAGCUGCUCUCGUCCCCCGAGACCAGAGGGCUUCUCCCCAGGAAGUGCGGGGGACAGCGCACGGCGAGGAUGGGCACCAGCCCCCGUCCCUGGGGCGCACGGCACGCGCUGGAGAGAGACAAUAGCAGGACGGCGGCGCUUACGUACAUGAUCUCAAAUCCAAGGGCAGGGCGGCGACUCGGAGAAAAGCAGCGGCUUACGGCCUCGUGGGGCCCCCGGGCGGCGAGUUCACCCGCAAUCUGCUCAUCCCCGGCCGCGUCCCUCUCGCGCGCCUCCACCCCUGCGGGGCCGACGCAGAGCGGGGCCGGGGCCGCGCCAGCCAGCGAGCGAGCCGGACACCAGGGCGGGCUAGCGGGUGGGGGGCAAGCUGCUGCUACUCAGGGACUGCCCGGGAACAUCGCCGGGCGCGGGACCGCAGCGCAGCCCCGAGUGGACGCAGCUGACCGCAGUACCCUCUCCGCCGCGCCUCCUCGGCUGGCAGCUAUCGCCUCCUGCUGCUGCUGCCGCUGCUCCUCCUCCUCCUCUAGGCAGAGAAGGGGGGUCGGGGAGAUCGGGGCCUCCGCCCCCUCGGCGGACCGGGCUCAGCACGUGCCGGCCCCAGGGGUCAGGCGGACACGGGGAACGCGCUCCCCGCUGAGGCCCCGGAGCUCCCGCGGCGGCGGCCGGACACAAAGGAGUGGCCCGCGCGGGGCGCCGCGGAAUAUAAAUUAAUAAAUACAACGCCCCAGCCCGAGAGCUUCCGACCGCCAAUCCGCCUGCAGCAAGUUUGUUCAACUCGCAAGGCCGUAACCAGAGCCAGGAAAGGGGGGUGGGGCGAUGGGGCCCCCGCUCACUCCAGACUGGAAAAAGGAGGUUAGGGAAGCUAGGGAUUCCAGCACGAGUGCCGCCCCAGCAACCCGAUUUCCCCCCCUCUUGGCUUUGACCGAAAGUGCUUUACCACGACUGCCGCUUUGUCAUUUGUCAACAUGCGCUACAGCUGUUUUCUAAAAUCAUACUUGUGAGAAAAAAUAAA
Molecule: messenger RNA, 1103 nt
Organism: Rhinopithecus roxellana (golden snub-nosed monkey)
Lineage: Eukaryota; Metazoa; Chordata; Mammalia; Primates; Cercopithecidae
Exons: 2
Coding region: 161-802 (213 amino acids)
Source: RefSeq, a predicted model, not a curated record